AUGUCGAGCACCGAUGCGGAACAGCAAAAGUUCUUGGACGAGGUGAAAGAGCUGAAGACUUGGUGGGAAGACCCAAGAUGGCGUUACACUCGCCGGCCGUAUACCGCCGAGUCCAUUGUCUCGAAGCGUGGUACCAUCAAGAUUGAGUACCCCAGCAAUACCCAGUCGAAGAAGCUUUGGAACUUGGUAGAGGGUAGAUUCAAGAGUGGAGAGGCGAGCGCCACCUACGGUUGUUUGGACCCGGUAAUGGUUACCCAAAUGGCAAAGUACCUCGACACUGUCUACGUUUCCGGAUGGCAAUCCUCCAGCACUGCAUCCAGCUCUGACGAACCGGGUCCGGAUCUUGCUGAUUACCCUUACACAACUGUGCCAAACAAGGUGAACCACCUCUUCAUGGCACAGCUGUUCCACGACCGCAAGCAGCGCGAGGAGCGUCUGUCCCUCCCAGCAAGCCAGCGAUCAAAGGCCGCCAACACUGACUUCCUCCGCCCUAUCAUUGCCGAUGCCGACACUGGUCACGGUGGUCUCACUGCUGUGAUGAAGCUCACCAAGCUCUUCGUUGAGAAGGGUGCGGCUGGUAUUCACAUUGAGGAUCAGAUGCCCGGUACCAAGAAGUGCGGGCACAUGGCCGGUAAGGUCCUGGUGCCCGUCAACGAGCACAUCAACCGUCUGGUUGCUAUUCGUGCUCAGGCCGAUAUCAUGGGAGUGGAUCUUCUGGCUGUCGCUAGGACCGACUCCGAAGCCGCCACCCUCAUCACUAGCACCAUUGACCCUCGCGACCACCCUUAUAUUCUUGGUUCGACCAAUGCAGCUCUCCAGCCGUUGAGCGAUCUCAUGCUUGCUGCUGAGCAGGCUGGCAAGUACGGAUCAGAGUUGCAGGCUGUUGAGGAUGCAUGGAACGCACAAGCCCACUGCAAGCUUUUCCACGAGGCUGUAGCAGACACCAUCAACGCCGGUGUGCACGUCGACAAGCAGGGCCUGAUCAACGAAUUCAUGAAGCAGUCCCAGGGCAAGAGCAAUUCCGAGGCUCGUGCUAUCGCCAAGGGUCUGACUGGUGUUGACGUUCACUUUGACUGGAACUCCCCAAGAACCCGCGAAGGUUACUACCGCUACCAGGGUGGUACUCCUUGCGCUGUGAUGCGUGCCAACGCUUACGCUCCAUACGCCGACAUGAUCUGGAUGGAGAGCAAGCUUCCCGAUUACGCUCAGGCCAAGGAGUUUGCCGAUGGCGUGCACGCCGUGUGGCCAGAACAGAAGCUUGCUUACAACCUCUCCCCAUCCUUCAACUGGAAGGCUGCUAUGGAGGCCAAGGACCAAGAGACCUACAUCCAGCGCCUCGCAAAGCUCGGAUACUGCUGGCAAUUCAUCACUCUUGCAGGUCUGCACAGCACGGCACUCAUCUCCGAUCGCUUCGCGAAGCAAUUCGCUCAGUCCGGCAUGCGUGCCUACGGUGCCAUCAUUCAGGAGCCAGAGAUUGAGGAGGGCUGCGAGGUAGUCACCCAUCAGAAGUGGAGUGGAGCCAACUACGUUGAUGGUCUGUUGCAGAUGGUGCAGGGAGGAAUCUCCAGCACCAGUGCCAUGGGCAAGGGUGUUACUGAGGAUCAGUUCAAAUGA
This is a messenger RNA of Ramularia collo-cygni, 1614 nucleotides long. RefSeq names its product Isocitrate lyase. Gene Ontology annotation, molecular function: isocitrate lyase activity. The transcript has 3 exons. Bases 1 to 1614 code for a protein of 537 amino acids. Lineage: Eukaryota; Fungi; Ascomycota; Dothideomycetes; Mycosphaerellales; Mycosphaerellaceae. Gene Ontology annotation, biological process: carboxylic acid metabolic process. The record is from RefSeq and is a predicted model, not a curated record.